This is a messenger RNA of Anoplopoma fimbria (sablefish), 2257 nucleotides long. It is a transcript of the gene setd3, whose product is annotated as SET domain containing 3, actin histidine methyltransferase. Gene Ontology annotation, biological process: peptidyl-lysine monomethylation; positive regulation of transcription by RNA polymerase II; peptidyl-lysine dimethylation. Bases 110 to 1939 code for a protein of 609 amino acids. The record is from RefSeq and is a predicted model, not a curated record. NCBI's taxonomy places the organism in Eukaryota, Metazoa, Chordata, Actinopteri, Perciformes, Anoplopomatidae. The transcript has 13 exons. Gene Ontology annotation, molecular function: transcription coactivator activity; histone H3K36 methyltransferase activity; protein binding.
CAAUCACAGGCGCGGCUCAGUCAAGGUUGGCUUCAGUGCAGGAACAGAGGAACUGCUGCUGUCACUUAAGAAAGGUGUGUCUUCCCAGCCCAGUUGUCCAUCCAGCACCAUGGGAAAGAAGAGUCGAGUGAAGAUUCAGAAGUCCGGCUCAGGAGCCAGCACUGUGGUUUCCCCCAAGGAGAUGAUGAACCUGAUCUCUGAGCUGCUGCAGAAAUGCAGCAGUGCAGCACCCUCUGCUGGUAAAGAGUGGGAGGAGUACAUCCAGAUCAGAGGCCUGGUGGACAAGAUUCGCAAAAAACAAAAGGGUAUGUCCAUAGUAUUUGACGGCAGCAGAGAGGACUACUUUCCAGAGUUGUUGUCCUGGGCUCAGGAAAAUGGGGCGUCCUGUGACAGCUUCACAGUGGCCAACUUUGGAAUGGAGGGCUACGGCCUGCGGGCCACCAGAGACAUCAAGGCAGAGGAACUCUUCCUGUGGAUUCCCAGGAAGAUGCUAAUGACAGUGGAGUCUGCCCAGAACUCUGUACUGGGUCCCCUCUACAGCCAGGACAGGAUCCUUCAGGCCAUGGGCAACGUGACACUGGCUUUUCACCUGCUGUGUGAGAGGGCAAACCCUGCUUCAUCCUGGUUGCCGUACAUACGCAGUCUUCCUCAGGAGUACGACACGCCGCUUUUCUACCAGCAGGAUGAGGUGCAGGUGCUUCUGGGCACACAGGCAGUGCAGGACGUCCUGAGCCAGUACAAAAACACGGCACGCCAGUACGCUUACUUCUACAAACUGGUACAGACUCAUCCCGCCGCCAGCAAACUGCCCCUGAAGGACAGCUUCACAUUUGAUGACUACAGGUGGGCGGUGUCCUCCGUGAUGACCCGCCAGAACCAGAUCCCAACUGAAGACGGCAGCAGGAUCACUCUGGCCCUGAUCCCCCUCUGGGACAUGUGUAACCACACAAAUGGACUGAUCACCACCGGCUACAACCUGGAGGAUGAUCGCUGUGAAUGUGUGGCGCUGCAGGACUACAAGGAGAAUGAACAGAUUUACAUCUUCUAUGGCACACGAUCCAAUGCCGAGUUUGUCAUCCACAACGGCUUCUUCUUCCAAGACAAUGCCCACGACAGAGUGAAGAUCAAGCUGGGCGUCAGUAAGAGCGAACGCCUCUACGCCAUGAAGGCCGAAGUGCUGGCACGAGCCGGCAUCCCAGCGUCCUGUAUCUUUGCUCUGCACUGUAAUGAACCCCCCAUUUCAGCCCAGCUCCUAGCCUUCCUCAGAGUCUUCUGCAUGACAGAAGAGGAACUGAAGGACUACCUGCUGGGAGAUGGUGCGGUCAAUAAGAUCUUUACUCUGGGCAACAGCGAGUUCCCUGUCAGCUGGGAGAAUGAGAUCAAGUUGUGGACUUUCCUUGAGACCCGAGCCGCUCUUCUUCUCAAGACCUACAAGACCACCUCACAGGAGGACUGCUCCAUGCUUGAGAAACCUGACCUAUCUCUCCAUUCUCGCGUGGCGAUCCAGCUUCGGCUGGCUGAGAAGCAGAUCCUAGAGAAGGCGUCAGCCAGCGGGCGUGCCAAACGUCUGCAUUUUGAGAAGAAGCUGGAGGAUGGCGCUCCCCUGCCUCGGUACGAGGAAAGCGAUAUUGCUUUGCUGGAGAACACUGACGCAGAUGCAAAGCUUCCUAUCAUUCUACGCAAGCUUGAGGAGGUUGAAGAAGGCCAGGAGAUGCAGGUGGAGGAACACAGUCACCUCCUCAAUGGGGAGAAGGAUGUGUUUGGUAUGGAUAUGGAGGCUAAUGGAGAGCCUGUGCAGGAGGAGACUCGGGAGAAGAUCAGAAAAGAUGUUUAUUCAACUUUGGACUCGAUUGGAAGUUCAACCCAGAGCGGCCAAAGGGAAGUGGCCAACCUAAGUGCCAGUCGAACUGAAGAUGAUCCCAAAGAGAACAGUGAAUAAAUUGAUUUCACUUAAUGCCACAGCUCAUGCUAUUUAUUUAUUUUUGUGUCUGUUAAAUGACUCAGAAAUAGAAAAGCUGAUAAAAAUGGAAUUUGAAGUCACAGAACUGUUCUGAUCUUACGUUCAUCCAGCGUGGCUUUUCUUGGUUUUUCCGCUUCAGAACACAUUUUAAAAUGCUGCCAGUGUGUCCUUCAGCCUUCUGUGCUGAACCGCUUUUGCCUAAAAUUAGCUUCUUUUCUUUUUUUUUUUACAUUUGAAACUUUACAUUGAAUCAGCUGGAAGCCUACAGGAUCGGAAGAAAGUGAUGGGGGGGGGGGG